UCACAAUUCACAUCUAAUUAAACCACGUGUUCACAUUUUUUUAUCAACAAGUGGUUCUAAUGUGUUAACUUCUUUAAUUCUUCCUAAAUAAUUGCGAUACAGAUACAAAUCAUGAUCGGUGAACUCGAAGAGAAAAUGCGCUCCUUUGCGGAGGAGUUGUACAAAAUUGGGGCAGUUAAAAUUGGCGAAUUUAUUACGAAAAUGAACAUUCCGACGCCCAUAUACAUCGAUUUGAGGCUUAUCGUCAGUUUUCCCAAACUCAUUGAAUUGGUGUCGGACAUAAUGGUCGAGUAUCUAAAGCGUAUGCCGCAGUUUGAUAUCAUAUGCGGAGUGCCAUACGCAGCUUUACCUCUGGCGAGUGCACUCUCUUCGAAGUUAAACAUACCGAUGGUGAUGAGGCGCAAGGAAGCGAAAAGUUAUGGUAUGCGAAAGAUGAUAGAGGGUGUUUAUAAGAAGGGCGAUCGAUGUUUAAUAAUCGAAGAUGUUGUGACUUCCGGAAGCAGUAUUUUAGAGACGUUUCGAGAUUUAAAGGAAGUCGGCAUUGAGUGUUCGCACACCCUUAUACUUAUGGACCGUCAGCAAGGUGGAACCAGUAAUUUGAUUAAAGAAGGGAUUACAAUGCACUCCCUAUUGGAUAUGACCCACUUACUGAAGUAUUUAAAAGAGGCUAAUUACAUAGACUCGCUUGUUGUGGAUAAAGUAACGAACUACAUGGCUACAACGCAGGUCGACCUGUCUUCUACUACCAUUCCUUCUUUAAAUCGCCUAAACCUACCAUUUACAGAACGAAUUCCAUACGCCAAAAACUGUAUUGCAAGAGAAUUAUUUCAAAUUAUGACCGAAAAGCAGACAAACCUAUGCAUAGCAGCCGAUGUAACGAAGUCAGCAGACCUAAUAAACCUGGCGAAUCAAACUGGACCCCACAUUUGCUUAUUUAAAACCCACAUUGACAUCCUGGAUGAUUUCCACGUAGAUGUAAUUGGCACUCUACAAAAAAUUGCGGAGAAACAUAACUUUCUCCUAUUCGAGGAUAGAAAGUUUUCAGAUAUCGGAAAGACCGCCCAAAUGCAGUACUGCAAUGGAAUGUACAAGAUAAAAUCGUGGGCCAAAGUGAUCACGGCUCAUUCUCUGGCAGGCGCGGGAAUGUUGGAUGCGCUCAAGCAGUCUGAUAAUGGCAUAUUUUUGCUGGCCGAAAUAAGCACUUCUGGCAGUAUUAUAGAUAAGAAUUACGCGACGAAAACUACAAAGCUCGCCUCUCAGUAUCCGGAUUUGAUUGCCGGGCUUGUUUGCCAAAGUCCCUUAUUUCUGUCUGAACCUGGAUUUAUACAGUUGACUCCGGGGGUACAGCUGGAUGUCGAGAGUGACGGCUUGGGUCAAAAGUAUAAUACUCCCAGCGCAGUUAUUGAGAAGGGUGCAGAUAUAGCUGUAGUUGGUCGAGGUAUUACACAGUCUUCGGAACCAGCUGUUGCAGCUGAAAAGUAUAAAAGGUUGCUAUGGGAUGCUUAUUUAAAGAGAGUUAAAUAACAUUCCAGUUUGUUAUUGUGCAAUUUAAUUAUGUAUAUGUCUGUAGCCAAAUUAAAAAUAUUUACGUUUCAA
This is a messenger RNA of Photinus pyralis (common eastern firefly), 1596 nucleotides long. Its product is annotated as uridine 5'-monophosphate synthase. The record is from RefSeq and is a predicted model, not a curated record. Bases 112 to 1524 code for a protein of 470 amino acids. Gene Ontology annotation, biological process: 'de novo' pyrimidine nucleobase biosynthetic process; 'de novo' UMP biosynthetic process. NCBI's taxonomy places the organism in Eukaryota, Metazoa, Arthropoda, Insecta, Coleoptera, Lampyridae. The transcript is spliced from 3 exons. Gene Ontology annotation, molecular function: orotate phosphoribosyltransferase activity; orotidine-5'-phosphate decarboxylase activity.